This is a messenger RNA of Podospora pseudocomata, 1058 nucleotides long. It is a transcript of the gene PRE3, whose product is annotated as Proteasome subunit beta type-1. The transcript is spliced from 5 exons. NCBI's taxonomy places the organism in Eukaryota, Fungi, Ascomycota, Sordariomycetes, Sordariales, Podosporaceae. The coding region runs from base 150 to 842 and encodes 230 amino acids. Gene Ontology annotation, cellular component: proteasome core complex. Gene Ontology annotation, molecular function: threonine-type endopeptidase activity. The record is from RefSeq and is a predicted model, not a curated record.
AGCUCAAGUUGCCAACUUUGAACAUUCACUCGACGAAUGCCACACACCCCACGAACACCUCCAUUCUCGACGACUGACGACUCGCUCCGAUUGCCCCCCUCUUUCCAUCGACGACUUCAGAUCGAUAAUUACAAACCCAUACUUCAAAAAUGGAAUUCGGUACAUCGGGUUGCCUGAGCGAAGAUGGCAUCCAUGUUGAUAUGGACCGGUUGAAGAAGGGUGAGGUCAACUUGGGUACCUCGAUUAUGGCGAUCACAUUCAAAGACGGCGUUAUCCUCGGAGCCGAUUCCCGCACAACGACUGGCGCAUACAUUGCCAACCGUGUAACCGACAAGCUCACCAGAGUACACGACACAAUCUGGUGCUGCCGAUCCGGGUCCGCCGCCGACACCCAAGCCGUCGCCGACAUUGUGCAAUACCAGCUUGGGCUCUUCCACAUGAUGAACGGCAAGCCCCCCACGACACAGACGGCGGCGGCCAUCUUCCAGGAGAUGUGCUAUGCGAACAAGGAUAGGCUCUCGGCCGGUCUCAUUAUUGCGGGUUGGGACGAGCGUCACGGCGGUCAGGUCUACAGCAUCCCCCUCGGCGGGUCGCUCCACAAGCAACCAUAUGCCAUUGGUGGUUCUGGCUCGACGUACAUUUACGGUUACUGCGACGCCAACUGGAAAGAGGGCAUGGAGGAGGCGGAUGCGGUCAACUUUGUCAAGGAGUCGUUGAAGGAGGCCAUCAAGUGGGAUGGUAGCUCGGGUGGUGUGAUUCGUAUGGUGGUGUUAACGGCCAAGGGCGCGGACAGACAUCUGUACCUACCAGAUACGGAUUACAAGGUCAGACAUGAGAACUGAGUGCGUGUGACUAGGGGUAAGGAUGGGGGCAGAAGACAGCCAAUCAGAACGGGAUGCAUUGUUCGGUGCUUGCGAGGUGACGACAUGACCGGGCUGGAUGAUGGAUAUGUAUAGUAAUGCCAUUCCAUUUCGGAUUCGAAAAAGGCAUCAUAGGGAGAUGGGUGUUUUGUCUCUGUGUGUAUGGUGUUCUCAAGAAAGCCUCUGAAAAAGAGUAUG